UUCAAUUUUCCUUAGCAACAGAUGUCAGUACACCCUUUAGUGCUCAGAAACAAAGCACAGUCACUAAGGCUAAGUUUCAAACGUUGUAUUAUCGAUGAUCCGUAUUCAAUGCAAAUGAAUCGAGUCUAUUGUUUAAUCUUCAUUUGUGUAGUGUUUGUCUACUUGUUCUAUCAGAACCACGUGAUCGGAACAAAAAAUAUCUUACGCUGAGUUCAUUGCACAUCAAAAUGGCGGCACAACAGGAACUGAUUUAUUGCAUACGUCGCGUAACUAUGUAUGUUCAACGUGCACACAUAACAAUUUGCAUGUACUUGCAUAGAAUACGGCUCAUGGAUAAUACGACGUUUGAACUUAGCCUAAGAAAGCUUUUAAAAAAUAUUAACAGGUGGCAGUGGCAAAUGCUGAUAACAAAUGGGAGAGACCUGCUCUGAAAACACGUAAAUCAACUGGUGACCACACUAAUCACAAAAACUCAUUCUACAAGUUGAAUACCAAACUACGAUGGAUUUUAACGGUCGCACAAAAAACAACCAAUCAAGGUUGGUGAUUCUACUCUUUCAUAUCUUGGAAACCUUAGGAACAGUAACUGGAACAAAGGAAUUAAAACAGACAGUUCUUCUAAUCUCCCUGGAUGGCUUUCGAUGGGAUUACAUGAGCAAAGCUAGCACCCCUAAUCUCGACUUUCUCGUAAAAACAGGUUCGAAGGCUAAAUUUAUCCGCAGUGUUUUUCCCACCACUACGUACCCGAAUCACUUUAGCCUGGUCACGGGUCUGUAUCCGGAGAACCACGGGAUCGUCGCCAAUUACAUGUAUGAUCCCGUAUAUAGGGGCAGGUUUAAUAUCAGUGUCACAAACACCACAUGGUGGAGCGAGUUUGGCGCUAAACCUAUUUGGACGAGUAACGAAGAGCAAGGCGGUAAAAGUGGAGUCCUCUAUUGGCCAGGUUAUAAUGUGAAAUUCGGUGGAAGAUAUCCCACACUGGAUGUGUUGACUCCCUCGGGAAACAUAGACAUAGGGAAUCAAACGGGCAGAGUCAUGAGUUUUGAUAAGAGAGUGCAAACGGUAGUGAAAUGGUUUUCAGACGAGCGACCGCCGAAUUUCGUCGCAUUGUAUUUCGAGGAGCCCGACGAGACAGGUCAUAAGUUCGGACCAGACUCGGAAGAGGUUCGGGACGAAAUCGCGAGACUAGACGGAAUUAUUGGAAAACUUAUCACAAAACUAAGUUCAAAGGAACUCUUGGACAAAAUAAAUAUUAUAGUCACCACUGAUCAUGGUAUGACAAAUACUUCAACGGAUAAACUUAUCAAUCUAAAUGAUUAUCUCGACCCGGACGAAUACGACAUUUGGGACGCUUCCACGAAUAUCAUGAUUUCUCCCCGGAAGGGAAAACUACAAGAACUUUACACUAAAGCGAAAAAGAUACCACAUUCUACGAUAUAUAAAAAGAAGGACAUUCCACCUUACCUGCAUUUCGGUCAUAAUCGACGAAUUCCGGAACUGUUUUUAUUGAUAGAGGAGGGCUGGACUGUCAAGCGUUGGCCAAUAGGAAUUAAGCCCAAGGUUCCACGAGGUAACCAUGGUUACGACACUCAGUACAGGGACAUGGGUGGGUUCCUGGUUGCGCGUGGUCCAGUAUUUCGGACAGGGCACACGGUGGGUGGGUUCGAUAAUGUGCAUCUAUACCCCUUACUCUGUAGCGUGUUGGGCAUUCAGCCACGCCCCAGUAAUGGUAGCAUAAAUAUUACUCGAGGAAUGUUAAGACCGUGGUUUGCUAAUAGAGCAUUGUGAUGACAAAAAUUCGUACCUCAAGGGAUGUCCCUGAAAGACUAUUCAGGCUGUCGUUUGCUGAGCUUUGAUCUUUAUAGUACUGCAAGGAUUAUACGGAUGUAGAAAAGAACCAAAAAUAUUGUUACAAGAAGGUAAAGAGUCCAGACAAUCUGCGGUUUGAGGUAGAACAAAUUGAUUUUUUUUUACCUUGUGGAUUUUGCAUGAUACGAACCAGUUAACUAGAAGUCCUUAACAACCCAUUGGAUGUAACAUCCGUAAAUAUGCGAUUUCGGAUCAAACCCACAGGAAACUCCCGCGUCGAGAAAACUUAAAAUGAAAAUAUGCGUCUCAUUCAUUACUUUUCAAGGUCAUGUUGGUCGAACUUGAUAAACAAAUUCCAAUAUUGGAAAAAAUCAACUCAACACUGAUUAUAUCAUUUCCUCUAUAAUUUUUCUAUUUCUCCGGGGUCGCCGGAGUCGAAUCGGGGGUCGGCACUCGACCCCAAGCUCGCGCGGACAGACUCAACCUCGUCUUAUUAAACUAAUCCUCUAAGAGGUUUGGGGUCUGGUACUGGAUGGCGACGACCAACAAGUCGCUCUCCCAGGGAAACGAGUCAAGUGUCUGGACCUAGAGAGGAUCUCAAAAACCUAGAGAGGAUCUUAAAGACCUAGAGAAAAAAUACAGAAAAAAACCUCAUCAACAACCCUUAUAAACAAGUACACACACCUUUUCGAGGCUGUGAUUGCGAAUAACAGUCACACCAUUGGUUACUGAAAACAUAGUUAUGCUUACAUGAUAAAUAGCAUAAAUAAUAAUGAAAACAAUAUAAAGGCUGUCAUAUAAUGGCUGACAAAGGUCUUCGUGAGAGCAAUUUUCACGUGUCUUGCCACCUGGUCAAAAUAAACCUGUUUAUUGAACAAUUAUGACGCAUAUUGUCUUUGCAAUCGGAUGUGGGGCUAGGGUUUUUAAAAAAGCUCACUGGGCUUAGAUCACAUUGCAAACGUUGGAAGCAGACGAUGGCAAGACCUAUAGGCUCCACGCAGAAUUACAUAACAAACCAACUUGCUUUAUGACCGUGUGAGAAACAAAAAUACUUCCGCUGAUGGCCCAUUUUGCAAAAAAAUCUAACGCCCUGGUGCUGCAAUGCAAUUUAAGAAUACCUUGCCACAAUUGUCCUACAAAAGAACCUCACACCUUUAUCGGUAUAGGGUAUUCCGAUAUUUACCCGCGAUUUGUUCGACUCACGUGCCCCUGUAAGACUAUUCCAGUGCUGAGAGAAAAUGGAGUCAAUAACAGCCAUGCGCAAACCCCUCGUAUUAGACAUACAGCGAUACUGUUUACUGACUGUGGUGUGUUAUCUAAAAUGUUCUGACAUCCAAGAUAUCCUCAUCUUCCAGCUCUAGCUCGGCUGGUGUUGAACUGCCCUUGAUCACAUCUCCGUCAAACGAAAACUGAAGCUUGGAAGAUGGAAGUUUGCGAAACUCGCAGUAUCUGUCGAUGAGACUUUGCAGAGGCUGAUCCUAAAAGAUAAUUUCGCAUUUUGUAACAAACCAAUUUCAAAUACUACAGGUAUAAACUUAAAUAUGUGGAUGGUAAAAGAGCAAAAAAAAGUAGAAUACCAUACCUUGAUAACCGUGUAGUCCUGUGUGAAUGGUAAAAGAGCAAAAGAAGGUAGAAUACCAUACCUUGAUAACCGUGUAGUCCUGUGUGGAUGGUAAAAGAGCAAAAGAAGGUAGAAUACCAUACCUUGAUAACCGUGUAGGCCUGUGUGGCUGGUAAAAGAGCAAAAGAAGGUAGAAUACCAUACCUUGAUAACCGUGUAGUCCUUUGUGGAUUGUAAAAGAGCAAAAGAAGGUAGAAUACCAUACUUUGAUAACCGUGUAGUCCUGUGUGGAUGGUAAAAGAGCAAAAGAAGGUAGAAUACCAUUCCUUGAUAACCUUGAAGUCCUAGGUGGAUGGUAAAAGAGCAAAAGAAGGUAGAAUACCAUACCUUGAUAACCUUGAAGUCCUGUGUGGAUGGUAAAAGAGCAAAAGAAGGUAGAAUACCAUACCUUGAUAACCUUGAAGUCCUGUGUGGAUGGUAAAAGAGCAAAAGAAGGUAGAAUACCAUACCUCGAUAACCUUGAAGUCCUGUGUGGAUGGUAAAAGAGCAAAAGAAGGUAGAAUACCAUACCUUGAUAACCGUUUAGUCCUGUGUGGGUGGUAAAAGAGCAAAAGGAGGUAGAAUUCCAUACCUUGAUAACCUUGAAGUCCUGUGUGGAUGGUAAAAGAUCAAAAGAAGCUAGAAUACCAUACCUUGAUAACCAUGUAGUCCUGUGUGGAUGGUAAAAGAGCAAAAGAAGGUAGAAUACCAUACCUUGAUAACCGUGUAGUCCUGUGUGAAUGGUAAAAGAGCAAAAGGAGGUAGAAUACCAUACCUUGAUAACCUUGAAGUCCUGUGUGGAUGGUAAAAGAGCAAAAGAAUGUAUAAUACCAUACCUUGAUAACCAUGUAGUCCUGUGUGGAUGGUAAAAGAGCAAAAGAAGGUAGAAUACCAUACCUUGAUAACCGUGUAGUCCUGUGUGAAUGGUAAAAGAGCAAAAGAAGGUAGAAUACCAUACCUUGAUAACCGUGUAGUCCUGUGUGGAUGGUAAAAGAGCAAAAGAAGGUAGAAUACCAUACCUUGAUAACCUUGAAGUCCUGUGUGGAUGGUAAAAGAGCAAAAGAAGGUAGAAUACCAUACCUUGAUAACCUUGAAGUCCUGUGUGGAUGGUAAAAGAGCAAAAGAAGGUAGAAUACCAUACCUUGAUAACCGUGUAGUCCUGUGUGGAUGGUAAAA
Nematostella vectensis (starlet sea anemone) is the source of this 4585-nucleotide messenger RNA. RefSeq names its product ectonucleotide pyrophosphatase/phosphodiesterase family member 5. NCBI's taxonomy places the organism in Eukaryota, Metazoa, Cnidaria, Anthozoa, Actiniaria, Edwardsiidae. The transcript is spliced from 2 exons. Bases 502 to 1788 code for a protein of 428 amino acids. The record is from RefSeq and is a predicted model, not a curated record.